AGACUCCGCGCGCGUGAGGCUGGAGGCUGGUUUCCGCCUGCGCCUGCGCCCCCACUGUCCCGGAGCACCUUCCCGGCUCCGCGCACAGCUUGCGCCACGUAGCCUUGACCCGCGACUCCCCGGCAGCUCCCGCGGACGCCCCGACGAAUCGAUUCGCAAGCUGGCAGCGAUUGAGUCGCAGGGGCGUCCCGAGGCCAAGAGGCGCGCCGCCAUGCAAUCCACUCCCGACUGGCCCCCAACGCCGGGUGCCCUACGGCCGUCUCCUUUCCCGCACCCUGUACUGCACGCCCUCCACCGCCUGGCCCGAGGCCUGCUCUUCCCGGCUUACUGGGCCCUGGACCAGCUGCUGGGCUGCUGGGCGCCGGCGGUGCGCCCGAGCUGCCAGAGCGCGCUGACCUCAGCCGUGGGCGCCGCGGCGACGCUGCCGCUGCUGCUCCUGGUCGGCCUGCCCCUGGCGCUGCCGGGCCUGCUGCUCUGGCUGCUCCUGCAGGCUUGGCGCCGCCCCUUCUGCUACCGGCCCCCGCCGCAGUACUGGGCGCCCCCAGCGCCCUGGCGCCCCCCAGCUGAGCCCGCGCGCUGCUUUGGCUUCCUCAGCGCCAACCUGUGCCUGCUCCCCGACGGGCUAGCACGCUUCAACAACCUGCGGCACAGCCAGCGGCGGGCGGAGGCUAUAGGCGCCGCGCUGCUCGCCGGCCUGCGGCCCUCGGGCUAUGGGACUACGGGCUGCAGUCCGCCGGGGCCGGGGACGCCCGGGGGGGUGCUGACAGCCGCGGUGCCGGCAGGUCUGGACUUCGUGUGCCUGCAGGAGGUGUUCGACCUGCGCGCGGCGCACCGCCUCGUCAGCCGCCUGGAGCCCAAUCUGGGCCCGGUGCUGUACGACGUGGGCUCCUUUGGCCUGCAGCCCGGGCCGCACCUCAAGCUGCUCGGCAGCGGGCUGCUGCUGGCCUCACGUUAUCCGCUGCUGCGCGCAGCCUUCCGAUCCUUCCCCCACGCACGUCGCGAGGAUGCGCUGGCCUCCAAGGGACUGCUUUCCGCACAGGCGCAGGUGGGCAUCCUGGACGGGCGCCGCAUCGUGGGCUUCCUGCACUGUACGCACUUGCAUGCGCCGAGUGGGGACGGGCCCUUGCGCUGCAAACAGCUGACGCUUCUGCUGGACUGGAUGGAGCAGUUUGAAGCCGAGAGCCGCCAGAGUGGCGAGGCCGUGGCCUUCAGCGUGCUUCUGGGUGACCUAAACUUCGACAACUGCUCUUCAGACCACGCAAAGGAGCAGGAGCACGAGCUCUUCAGCCACUUCUGGGAUCCCUGCCGGCUGGGCACUCGCCGGGAGCAGCCCUGGGCCCUGGGCACGAUGCUGAACACCUCCACUCUGCACCACUCGGUGGCCUGCUCCCCAGAGAUGCUGCGGAGGGCCCUGGAGCAGGAGGAAGGGCGCCACCGCUACCUGGCAGGCCCUCCCGCCAGAGGCCCGCGGGCUAAACCCUGGCGGGGCCGGCGCGUAGACUACGUCAUGUACCGGGGAGUGGCCGGAGGCCCGCUGAGCCCAGAGGUGGAGCAGGUGACCUUCAGCACCGCCCUGGCGGGGCUCACAGACCACCUGGCCGUGGGACUUCGGCUCCGAGUGUCCGCGCCCUCCUGACGCACGCACGCACGCAGGCCGGGUGGAAAGACGGACACGGACGCAGAGCGUGAGCCUGGCCAGUUGCCGCGGGGACGGGGCGACUUCAGAGCUGUUUAUUGUGGGGACCCUCCCUCACACUGCCUCCUGGGCUCUGCGGUACUCAUAGACGCUGCCGCGCUCAGGGAAGGCUGGGAGCUGCUGGGGCGACCCCGGCGGCUGCGGGGCGGGGUCAUCCGGGUCCCCAUAGCCCCCGCCGCCUGGUGUGUGGAGGCAGAACACGUCCUGUGGAACAGAAGGGUAGGCUCAGCGCGGGCAUGCCCUCCCCGCCAGCUGCCUCCCGCUGCAGGCCCC
This is a messenger RNA of Leptonychotes weddellii (Weddell seal), 1969 nucleotides long. RefSeq names its product sphingomyelin phosphodiesterase 5-like. Gene Ontology annotation, cellular component: extracellular region; cytoplasm. Gene Ontology annotation, molecular function: sphingomyelin phosphodiesterase activity. Lineage: Eukaryota; Metazoa; Chordata; Mammalia; Carnivora; Phocidae. The record is from RefSeq and is a predicted model, not a curated record. Gene Ontology annotation, biological process: sphingomyelin metabolic process.